AACUGUCAAGUGAAACUGAAACAAACGAUUGUUUUAUUUGUUUUUCAAUUGUUUGGAAGCGGGUGGAGUCGUUUUGUAGUUGGAAUAAAAUAGCAACAAGUGUCUGGAUAAAAAUUGGAAAUAUGGGUUGUGCGGUUAGUACAACGAAUGAAAAAAUUGCCUUGGCUAGAUCCAAGAAAAUUGAUCGGAUUCUACGAGCAGCUGGAGAAAGAGCAGCGAGUGAAGUCAAACUUUUACUACUUGGUGCCGGAGAAUCUGGGAAGAGUACCAUUGUAAAACAGAUGAAAAUCAUUCAUGAAUUAGGCUAUUCUACAGAAGAAUGUGAGCAAUAUAGGCCUGUUGUAUAUAGUAACACAAUUCAAAGUUUGAUGGCUAUAAUUCGUGCAAUGGGACAAUUGAGGAUAGAUUUUGCUGAACCUACAAAAGCAGAUAUUGCAAGGCAGUUCUUCACUUAUGCCAGUGCUGCAGAGGAGGGUGAACUCACCCCUGAACUAGUUAUGCUUAUGUCAAAAUUGUGGCAAGACCCCGGUGUCCAAUUAUGUUUUGCUAGAUCAAGAGAGUAUCAGUUGAAUGACUCUGCAGCUUACUACCUGAAUGCGUUAGACAGAAUAUCCCAGCCAAAUUAUAUACCAUCCCAGCAAGAUGUUUUACGCACUAGGGUCAAGACUACUGGAAUUGUAGAGACUAACUUUUCUUUCAAAAAUCUGCAUUUCAAGAUGUUUGAUGUCGGCGGUCAACGGUCUGAAAGAAAAAAAUGGAUACACUGUUUUGAAGGGGUUACUGCAAUCAUAUUUUGUGUAGCAUUGUCAGGUUAUGACUUGGUUCUUGCCGAAGAUGAAGAAAUGAACAGAAUGGUAGAAUCCAUGAAACUUUUCGACUCAAUUUGUAACAGUAAGUGGUUCGUCACAACUUCCAUCAUUCUCUUUCUGAACAAGAAAGAUUUGUUUGAGGAAAAAAUUGCUCGUAGUCCAUUGACAAUCUGUUUUCCUGAAUAUACAGGCCCCAAUACAUAUGAAGACGCUUCUGCUUAUAUAAGAAUGAAAUUUGAGAAUUUGAAUAAGAGAAAAGAUCAGAAAGAGAUUUACACACAUUUCACUUGUGCAACUGACACAAAUAACAUUCAAUUUGUAUUCGACGCUGUCACUGAUGUUAUUAUCAAAAAUAAUUUGAAAGAUUGUGGUUUGCUUAUGUGAACCAUUUAAUGGAUUCAGUUUCUCAAUCAAGAUUAAGCUUCCCAGAAAAGAAACUACAUUUAUUAUAGUUUUUUUGAGUUUAUGAAAACAUUUUGAAUGUAUUGAAAAGUCUAAUCAUUAUCAUGAAAGGUUGUGUAUAUAGAUGUUAUUUGUAGACCAUACUUUUUCUAGGAACAUUUCAAAGAAUAAGUAUACAGAGUUAUGAAAAUACAAUGGUUAUAGUACAUUGUGAAUAACCUUGAAAAUAUUUUGUUCUCACUAGUUCAGUGAUGGUGGGCUUUAAUGUUUUUCAAAUUUUUUGUUCGAAAUUUCAUAAUUUCCAAAUUGUCUCAAUAUUGCAAUAGUUCUGAUAUGAUGCAGUGUGUCUAUAGAUGACUUUCCCAAGUCAACCAGUGAAUAUUUAUUCAACUAGAAAGGUAGGUACAUAUGGGGUUUUGAAAAGUUUUGAAAAACGAAACAAAACCUUUUUUUUCUGCUCCAACCAUUUUGAAAAUCAAUUGAAUAAUUUAGCUACUCAGAAUACCAUAUCAUGUCAUAUUAUACUGCAACACAUAUUUAUAUACAUUUAGCAAUUUCUAGUUAUUAAAUGUUUUGAUCCCUAGACACACUGUAUGUCCAAAUAAAACGUGGGUAUAGGAUAUUUUGGACACUUCUUAUGCACAUGAAAUAGCAUUACAUCUGGUUUGUGUCUCGUUAGUGACUAUUUGACGUCUUGUACCAUUGACUCAUUGCAAUUCAUUCCAAUUGCAACAAAAAAUACAUCAGAACAAAUGGAAACUGUGACCCCGUCCAUUGUCUCCUUAAUUAGAGGAAA
Phaedon cochleariae (mustard beetle) is the source of this 2007-nucleotide messenger RNA. The record is from the annotation of a GenBank genome assembly. Lineage: Eukaryota; Metazoa; Arthropoda; Insecta; Coleoptera; Chrysomelidae.